AGGUUGCCAGUGUCGCCGCGAAGCUCGUGGAGCAGCAGUUUAGCGACACGCUCAAGGAGAUGAAAACUGGGGGUGCCCACCUGGUGAGCGUAGUCGGGAACAUGAGCUUGAAUUUCGGCAGCAGACCACCAGAGAUCCGCAGGCUUCUCAGUUGCCGCAAGAUCUCCCUCGCUGACGAGGAGGGCGUCGAGAUCUGUUGCCACCUUCACUGGCGAGCUGAGGCCAACAUGACGUUGAGCGUCGGCCGUGGCAUGAGCUUCGGUCUCAAGGGGCUCUCCGCCGACGGCCUCGCCUGUAUUGUAUUCACGCCCUUGCUCGAGGAGACACCCAUCAUCGGAGGGUGCCAUUUCUUCUUUUGUAAUAUUCCGAAAUUGGAGCUGAACCUCACUGGGCUGGCGAACGUCGUGCCCAAGAGGACGCUGAAGUCCGCCCUCAAGAAGAGCUUGAGGACGACGGUGGUGCUGCCGAACCGCCUGGCGGUCAGAGCUGGCGCAGCUGUGAUCGCCGACGUCCCCGCCUUCAAGUCACCAGCGCCCGUAGGGAUCCUGCGGGUGCACGUGGUCUCCGCUCGCAACAUCAUGAAGGCCG
Molecule: messenger RNA, 588 nt
Organism: Prorocentrum cordatum
Lineage: Eukaryota; Dinophyceae; Prorocentrales; Prorocentraceae
Source: the annotation of a GenBank genome assembly